Messenger RNA from Paralichthys olivaceus (Japanese flounder), 3657 nucleotides. RefSeq names its product olfactomedin-like 2Bb (gene olfml2bb). The record is from RefSeq and is a predicted model, not a curated record. Gene Ontology annotation, biological process: signal transduction. Lineage: Eukaryota; Metazoa; Chordata; Actinopteri; Pleuronectiformes; Paralichthyidae.
GUACCAGGCUGGUACAGACCGGUGGACUGAAGUUCCUCAGCUCUGCUUCGGGUGAAGCCUCGUGGAGCUGCUGAUCUGCCUGACAGACACUUGGGACUACUUUCCUCUCGCAGUGCCGCUCACUGCUGCAGGAGACAUGUGGCACCGUCUGUCUCUGCUGCUCUUGUGUUGUGCUCUGACCGGACUUGAUGCUCUGGAGGCGGACAGGAGCGAUACGAUGCCGCCGACCCACGCUCCGGUGGCGGGUCAGCAAGCGGAGCAGGACGCUGCUCCCUCCGCGGCGGCCAUAACGGAGCCGGGUCCCCGAGAGGGACAGCAGCGGCCCGCGGGGAGAGACGCUCCGGCUGCGGGUGCAGAGGGGAGAGUGGAGCGGCCCACCGCCGAGCCUCUGGAGGAUGAGCUGGACAACCAGGAGAACAUCAUCAGCCAGUUGCUGGGUGAUUACGACAAAGUAAAGACUCUGUCAUCAGGCUCCGACUGUGUGUGCCGCUGCAUUGUUCGACCAAUGAAGCGCUCUGACUGCAGCCGUAUCCCUGACAGUGGCGCAACAUCGCCGCCCCAGGAUUUUUACACUGUGGAGACGGUUACCAAGGGAACAGACUGCAAGAAGUGUGUGUGCAUGGCGCCGCCUUCAGCUGUCAACCCCUGUGAGGGAGAGUACAGGUUUAAAAAACUGCAGGAGGCCAGCAAGGAUGACAUUAAGCUGGCAACUAUCAUGGACUUGUUGGAGGGCUCUCUGUAUGGAAUGGACUUGUUAAAGCUCCACUCUGUCACCACCAAACUGCUGACCAAGAUGGACAACAUGGAAAAAGCUUUCGCACGUAACUUUACAGAGCGAGCCAGAGAGAAAGAACGUGCAAAGGACAGAGCAAAAGAGAAGGAGAAAGAGAAGAAGGCCCAGCAGAAGAAAAAGAAAAUGAAUGAUCUGAGUCAUGCAGGACAGAAGAAUCGAGCUCCUGCCUCCACUAACAAACAGAAGAAUAAUGAAGUUCAGCUGAAGAAAAACCAACAGCAAGAUCAACUGGAACAACAAGAGCCAACCAGCAACAAGACAGCAAGUCAAAAGCCAGUCAAAGAGAAGACCAGCAUGGUUGUCAAGGGCAUGACCUUCUAUAAGGCAGAAGAAGAGAUAUAUAAGACGAAUGAGAGAGGGAGAGCAAAGAAUUCGACUCUGACUGCACAUACUCCAUGGGACUUCCUGAUUUCUGACCAGCUCCCAUCUGACAGGACUUUCCCCAUCCAGGAUCCAGGACCUGAACCCACUGUGAGCACAGAACCAGGCGGCAAGGACGCAUCGAGGAGAGUAAGCAGUCCAGCCUCAACCCAGCGACCAACCGAUCACCCCACUACCGCCAAACAAACCACCACCACAGCCAAACCAGCCCCCACCACCAGAAAAACAACAACUGCAGUAACCACUGGCACAGCUCCCAACCCAACAACAACAACCAAACUGACAACAACGUCUCAACAAACUACGACUGCUACAACUACUACUCAGGCUACCACAUUUCUCAUCCAGCACAGCACCUCAGCUUCAAAUCCCAGUACAAGUCCACCUGUUGAUGCGCCUCCCAUGGCAGAGCCUCAGCGCGGACCCAAAAGUCGACUCAGCUGGACUGAGAGCCCUAAGGACCAGCCAAAGACCACCAAGAAGCCUGGAAUGUGUAAGGACACAGUAGCCAGCCUCUCUGAUCCGGUACAGCACAACUCUUACGGCCUAAGUGACGGGGCCUGGAUGAGAGAUGCCCGCGGCCAUGGCAACGUCAUCUACCUAACCAGCGGGCUCUAUGGAAACAACCUGCAAGAGUUCAGAGACAUGGAAACCUUCAAAUCAGGUCAGGCGAGUAAUUCAUACAAGCUGCCCUAUAGCUUCACCGGCACGGGCCACGUCGUGUUUAAUGGGGCUUUCUACUACAACCGUGCGUUCAGCAGGGAUGUCAUCAGAUACGACCUGAGGCACCGAUAUGUCGCAGCCUGGGCCACGCUGCACGAUGCGAUACUGGAGGAGCAAGCUCACAGAACGCAAACUGAAGUGGAGUUUGCUGUGGAUGAGUCCGGCCUGUGGUUACUCUACCCUGCUCUGGACACAGAGGGCUUUCACCAGGAAGUAAUCCUGCUAACCCACCUCCAUCCCCGCGACCUUCAGCCAAUGAGGAGCUUCCGCACAGGUCUUCGGCGUGGUCUCUACGGGAACAGCUUCCUGGUUUGCGGUGUGCUCUAUGCUGUGAACAGUAUGGAGCACCGCUACGCCAACGUGACGUAUGCCUUCGACACGCACACCCUCACACACACCGUGCCGAGCCUCUCGUUCACGAACAUGCACGCGCACACCUCACAGCUGGCUUACUGCCCAUUGGACAAGAAACUGUACGCCUGGGAUGAUGGACAUCAGAUGAUUUAUGAUGUCAUCUUUGCUUAUUAGCACAAUGAAUGGACACAAGAUGGAGGAAGUGAUGGCAACGGUGAUGGUCAACAGAAGGAUGGAUGAGUUCAAAACAAAGCUGAGGACAGAAGAUUAGCUGAACAGAUCAAUGUUUAUUCGUGGAUCAGUCUAAGUGAAUGUAUUUUAGUAUCGACCUCAACUGCUGCUCUACCACACACACCAAAGUCAGCAUUGACCAGCCAGGGCUCCAUUUACCAUGAUCUCUCUCCAGGUUGAGGCGGUUUUCAGUGUACGCUCUUAAAUUUCCGUAGCAGCACUAAAGAGCUUCUAAGCAUCAGUUGUGUGAAAACGAAACAUAAUGUGCAGUGCAAAAUACAGCAUUCAGCUUGUUGCCCUUUGUAAUUCAUGUUACUGUAUAGAAGUUUAGGAAAGUAUAUUCUGAUUGAUGUAGCUGCUGUUUGAGCCAGAUGUUAUCUAACUUAAAUGAAAACUAAAAUAAAGCAGCAGUGAGUCGUGUUGAUAUGAAGCAGACAGAUGUACCUUCAGGAAUGUGUCCUUUCAGCCAGGAGAGAUGUUGAGAAAGAAGAGGUAGAGGAGGACAUAAGCUCAAUAAUUUAAGGGAAUUGUUAGUGCUUGUGUUUUUGUAUAAUUUAGUUUUCUAAUCUAACCACUAUUGCUCAUUGUACAUGAAACAUAAGCAACAAUAGCAUAUAGACGUAAAAAUUAACAAAAAUGUAAAUAAAUCAUGAUGGUUUGUUUUCUCCUGCAGAUGCUCUUAGCCUCUCACAAAUGAGUUUGAGGUUCCUGUUGAUAUAUGAUCCCCUCUAAAAACAUUGUCAGUUACGACGCCUUUGGGAAAUAUAGUUUGUAAGACUGAUUUUAUUAUCACCUUAUUCUCAAGAUGCCCCCAGAGCAGAACUCACAAUAUUAUACUUGUGCAUAUAUGAUCUUCGGGUAAUGACAGAAGAUACGGACACAAGAUCUCUUCAGGUUCAGUGUAUCAAUGAGUCUAUACUGUAUGUUUUUAUAAUGAAUGUCUGCUUAACGUGUUGCCUAUUUACCGUCACUCCUGUCAGAUAAUGUUCCUGAGCUUUAGGACAGCUGGGAAUGGAAGCUCUUAACCCUGUUGCUGUAAGUGCUUCAUCAUUGAAGUUCAGUCCUUGAAAAUGAAUUUCACACUCACACAUGCUCCACAUGGAGUUCCCAAGACAAGGUUGAUUUCAACUGCUGUACUACAAGUUAGACUUUUCGGUUAAUUUAUAAUAAAAUGU